GCUGCUGGACUGAGGGAUCGCCGCCGUCAGUUCGCCAGCGGUGCUCUGAGGCCGCGUAGCUGCUGCUGUCUCCUCUCGGGGGUUCCUUCUCCAUCCCGAUCCGGGGGUGCCCUGGGCUCCGUGCCUGUCCCGGGGCACCGUGAUGGGGCUGGGCGGCCCUUUUCUUCUCCUCCUUUCCCUGCUUCUGCGCGUCUCCGCCGGCGCCGCCUUCUCCUGCUGACCGCGCCGCGGACCCCGCUGGACCCCCAUUGUCCGCGGCCUGCGGCCCCGCCCCGAGAAAACUCCAGGAGAUCAUAAAAAGGAAAAAAAACCUUUGCAUCUGAUUUCUGGACUCAACACUAUAGGACAUCAAAAUGUCAGGAGCUUCUGUGAAGGUGGCUGUCCGGGUCAGGCCCUUCAAUUCCAGAGAGACCAGCAAAGAAUCCAAAUGCAUCAUCCAGAUGCAAGGCAACUCAACCAGUAUUAUCAACCCAAAGAACCCCAAGGAAGCACCAAAGUCCUUCAGCUUUGACUACUCCUACUGGUCUCACACCUCACCUGAAGAUCCCUGCUUUGCAUCUCAAAACCGUGUGUACAAUGAUAUUGGGAAGGAGAUGCUGUUACAUGCCUUUGAGGGCUACAAUGUGUGUAUCUUCGCCUAUGGGCAGACUGGAGCUGGGAAAUCCUAUACCAUGAUGGGCAAACAGGAGGAAAGCCAGGCAGGCAUCAUCCCACAGCUGUGUGAAGAACUGUUUGAGCAAAUCAAUGACAACAGUAAUGAGGAGAUGUCCUAUUCUGUGGAGGUCAGUUACAUGGAGAUUUAUUGUGAGAGAGUCAGAGACUUAUUGAACCCGAAGAACAAGGGGAACUUGCGAGUGCGAGAGCACCCUCUGCUCGGACCCUAUGUGGAGGACCUGUCCAAGUUAGCAGUCACCUCUUAUACAGACAUUGCAGACCUCAUGGAUGCUGGGAACAAAGCCAGGACCGUGGCAGCUACAAACAUGAAUGAAACGAGUAGCCGCUCUCACGCUGUGUUUACGAUUGUCUUUACUCAGAAGAGACAUGACACAGAAACUGACCUUUGCACGGAGAAGGUCAGCAAGAUUAGCCUUGUGGAUCUAGCUGGGAGUGAGAGAGCAGACUCAACUGGUGCCAAAGGGACUCGAUUAAAGGAAGGAGCGAAUAUCAACAAGUCUCUCACAACACUGGGCAAAGUAAUUUCAGCCUUGGCAGAGGUGAGUAAAAAAAAGAAGAAGACAGACUUUAUUCCAUACAGGGAUUCUGUGCUAACGUGGCUACUUCGGGAAAAUCUAGGUGGAAACUCCAGAACUGCCAUGGUUGCUGCUCUGAGUCCGGCAGAUAUCAACUAUGAUGAAACGUUGAGCACUUUAAGAUAUGCAGAUCGUGCAAAGCAGAUCAAAUGCAAUGCUGUUAUCAACGAGGACCCCAAUGCCAAGCUGGUGCGUGAGCUGAAGGAGGAGGUGACGAGGCUCAAGGAUCUCCUGCGUGCCCAAGGGCUAGGAGAUAUUAUUGAUAUUGAUCCAAUGGGAGAUGAUUACUCUGGAAGUGGAGGCAAAUCCUCCAUGGGGUCCCUCAGUGCAUCUCCAUCUUCCUGCUCUCUCAGUAGUCAGGUGGGCUUAACAUCUGUGUCCAGUAUACAGGAGAGGAUCAUGUCUACACCUGGAGGAGAGGAAGCCAUUGAACGUUUGAAGGAAUCAGAGAAGAUCAUUGCAGAGCUGAAUGAGACAUGGGAGGAGAAGCUGCGGAAGACUGAGGCCAUUAGGAUGGAGAGGGAGGCCUUGCUGGCCGAGAUGGGAGUUGCCAUUCGGGAAGAUGGAGGAACACUGGGAGUCUUCUCCCCUAAAAAGACACCUCAUCUUGUGAACCUCAAUGAAGAUCCACUCAUGUCAGAAUGUCUGCUUUACUAUAUCAAAGAUGGCAUCACUAGGGUUGGACAGGCAGAUGCCGAGCGGCGACAAGACAUUGUGCUGAGUGGGGCUCACAUUAAAGAGGAACACUGUCUCUUCCGAAGUGAAAGGAACCACAAUGGUGAUGUUAUUGUUACUCUGGAGCCUUGUGAACGGUCGGAAACAUAUGUCAAUGGCAAGAGGGUUGUGCAGCCUGUGCAAUUGCGCUCAGGAAAUCGUAUCAUCAUGGGUAAAAAUCACGUUUUCCGAUUCAACCACCCUGAGCAAGCACGAGCAGAGAGGGAGAAGACUCCAUCCGCUGAAACUCCCUCUGAACCAGUAGACUGGACAUUUGCUCAGAGAGAACUCUUGGAGAAACAGGGCAUUGAUAUGAAGCAGGAGAUGGAGAAGAGGUUACAAGAAAUGGAGAUUUUGUACAAGAAGGAGAAAGAGGAAGCAGAUCUCUUGUUGGAGCAGCAGAGGCUGGAUGCAGACUCUGAUAGUGGGGAUGAUUCGGACAAGAGAUCGUGUGAGGAGAGCUGGAGACUGAUCACCUCCCUGAGAGAGAAGCUGCCCCCCAGCAAGCUGCAGACCAUUGUAAAAAAGUGUGGUCUCCCCAGCAGUGGGAAGAAGCGAGAGCCUAUUAAAAUGUACCAGAUACCACAACGCCGGCGCCUUAGCAAAGACUCAAAAUGGGUCACCAUCUCAGACUUAAAGAUACAGGCUGUGAAGGAGAUCUGCUAUGAGGUAGCCCUCAAUGACUUCAGGCAUACUAGGCAGGAGAUUGAGGCACUGGCCAUUGUUAAAAUGAAAGAGCUUUGUGCCAUGUACGGAAAGAAAGAUCCCAAUGAGCGUGACUCAUGGCGAGCUGUUGCCCGGGAUGUCUGGGAUACUGUGGGAGUUGGAGAUGAGAGGAUUGAAGAUGUCAUGGCCAGUGGGAAGGGAGUAACUGAUGUGGAUGACCUUAAGGUACAUAUAGACAAAUUGGAAGAUAUUUUGCAGGAAGUGAAAAGGCAGAACAACAUGAAGGAUGAGGAAAUAAAAGUUCUCCGAAAUAAGAUGCUAAAAAUGGAGAGGGUUUUACCACUGAUAGGGUCACAAGAGCUGAGAGCCCAGUCGACCACAGCUAAUGCUGCUAAUGUUAAAAAUCCAAACUCUGUGAGUGUGGUGGAUGCUGACAAGACGUAUGCGAAUACUUUGAAAAAAGAUGAGAAUGAUGAGCUUGAUAAAGAGGAGCGUGUUUCCCAAUUAAUGGAGGAUGACCCAGCCUUCAGGCGUGGGCGGUUGCACUGGAUGAGGCAAGAGCAAAUUCGGUUUAAGAACUUGCAACAGCAGGAAAUAGCCAAACAGCUCCGUCGACAAAACAUGCCUCACCGAUUUAUCCCACCUGAAAACCGUAAGCCCCGGUUUCCAUUUAAGAGCAACCCCAAACACAGAAACUCAUGGAGUCCAGGUACUCACAUAAUUAUCACAGAGGAUGAGGUUAUUGAGGUCCGAAUUCCAAAGGAGGAAGAGAAAGAGAACAAAGAAGAGAACAGAGAAAAAGGUGGCAGUGCUGUCUCCCAGGAUCCUCAGCAACUGUGGAACCUACAUGACCCACAAAGGAGUCAAGAUCAUAUCCAGAUUAACUGGCAACAGCUAAACACUCAGCCACAGCCUAGCAAUCAGCAACAGACACCACCUCAGUUACGCUGGAGAAGCAAUUCUCUCAACAAUGGCUACCAGAAAAGCUUGUGCCGUCAGACAUCUGGCUCAUCUGAAUCACUGCAGUCCCACAGUGGGCACCAGAACCCAGACCUGCAGAAGUUCCAGCAGAAACGCCACAUUCACCAGCACCACCAAUCCUAUUGCAAUCACAACAAUGGAGGCAAUACAGAGAGCACUGCAGUUAACAUCCACCCAAAACAGAUUAAUGGGCACAGCCGUUACGACCAGUUUGUGACACCUCCACGGAUGAGACGACAAUUCUCUGCACCUAACCUCAAAGCUGGCAGAGAAACUACAGUAUGAUUCACUGGACAAAUGGGAGAAGGGGUCAGUGCUGGCUUAUCAUUCAGAAGCAUUGCAAUGGGACAGUUUUGAUCACCAUCUACCUUGGGUUUCAGUUGGCCAAUUAGAACUUGAGUGACUUGAUGUACAAAGCACAAGCUGUUGGUAUUUCAACACAUCCAUUUUGCUUAUGAAUCAUGGUGCAAUUUUCAAGACUUCGGAGAAAUAUUGUGAAAAAUGUUGAGACCCCUUUAUAGAUUAGAAGACUGUGGAAAAGAGGGUACCCUAUUAGCUAGUGUACCUUCCUUAUUUUUUGUCUUGGAGUAUUUUUCUAAAGCUGAAAAUACUGUCUGGAAUAUAUAAAGAGCUGCCUCCCUCCAUGUCUUUAUGUAGACAAUCAAAAGGGGAAUCAAGUUUAUAGUGUUGAAUGUCUCUUGUGACCUUUUGGUUAGAAAUGAAGAAACCGAUCAUUUAUAUUGUAAGCUUAGCUCUGGCUCUUCAAUUCAAUUCACUUUUCACCUCCUAACCCAUGUUUUUAAAUAAUUGGUAAACCAAAAGCUGUCAGCUGGCAAGACAAUACGUGACUUUUUGUAGAUGUGCUGUCUCCUUUACAGAAAUUUAUGAGAGCUACUUGGACACUGGCCCCCCACCCCCCCCACCCCUUUAGAGAGUACCAUGCCUUUUUGUCCUCCUGCCUAGUUUCAUCAACAUCAGUAUGAAAUUGCCAUGACUGUAGAAAUCUGCCUCUGAAUGGGGGACUGUUUUAUGGGGGACUGUGCACAUGGCCAGAGCCAUGUUAUGGAAAUAAGCUUUUUCUCAUUCCCAUCUUGUCUCUAUUAUAAUGGUUUUUAGUUAUAACUUACUAUACUGAGAUGAUAAAUGUGCACUGCACUUUUUGAUCUUUAGUGGUGCAGUAAAGACACUCUGAGCUGAUUUCUUCCACUGCAGUGGUUAGGCUUUGGGUCUCAGAUGUAUUACUGGUGAGCAUUUAGAAUACUACCGUGAAUUGGAGGGGGCAGAGAAAGGAGAGCUAGAGAACUGAUUCAUUUUACAUAAUACCUCAUUCUAGUGCCUUCUGGUUUCAGAUUGCUCUCUGUUUCAAGUCUUGUUGAACAAAUCUGUCACUUUAAGGGGAAAUCACAUUUGUCAUUUACUCCCCAUCUCCCAGAAAAGUACAGUUUAGACGCAGUAUUUUAACUUAUACCAUAAACAAAGGUACCUAAAUUUACAAAUGAGAACACCAUAAACACUUGCAAACCCUGUGAUCCUACUUCAAAUCUCUCAGAACAAAUGACACUAAAAAUAGUGGACAAAAAAGUAGAUGCUGUUUGACUAAGAACUAGGCUUAUGGGUUUUUGGAGUUUUUUAUCUUGAUUGGAAAGUGCUACUUUUAACUAUAGGACUUGUUUCUUUGCUUUUGAAAACGUAGUCUUUUCAUUAAUUUUUAUUUACUUAAGUUGUUUUUGGACUUGAAUUUUUAGGACAAAUCUGAAUCUUUGGAGGGAAACUUGGUUUACUGUAAGGUUUAACCUGAACGCAAUUUUUAAAAUGAACUUGAGUAUUUAUGGCUGAUUUAGUGUGGUUGGGUCACAUUCUAUGUUACAUUUGUACAGUUAAAUGACUUGUGCUGUGUUGCACAAAUAUCCUUGAUUUUAGUACUUGAGGUCAUUUUCCUUGUGUUAAACAUAAGCCCUACUGGUAACAGUUUUACUUUUGCAUGUUUCAGCAUAGCUAUAAAUGAGCAGAAAUUGCCUGCAACUUACCUCCCCUUUAUUAUUUCCUGCCUACAUAUUUUCUUCCCUUCUGAACUAUAUUAUUACAGAGGAGCUGGUUGUAACUCCAUGGUUAAAUUGCAACCAGAGACUUACUACUUUGGUAUCUGUCACUCAGGUCUCAACACUGCAGUCCGGUCACAUGAAUGUUUCCUGACACAUUAUGAUCUCUGGGAUUUAGGAGGUUCAAUAGCAUUGCUUCCCAGAUGGCUCUAAACUGAUGACACGGUUAAUUUUCUGUCCAAAAUGGUGAUGCCAAUGGCAUCUGUUCCAUAUUUCAGUCUCCGUGAACAAUGGAAACACUGAAAUCCCUGAUCCUUCAAAGAAAGGAAGCCCUGGUACAAAGACAGCACUUUUCUUUCAGCUUGAGUCAGCACUCUGAUUUUAUUUUUGGGCUGCAAAUAACCUUGUGCUGGUAGCUUUACUAUAGAACUCUGUGUAAAUAGUUUGUCCCAUUCCUACUAUUUGGCAAUAACGAGUGAUAUGAUUUGUCCCUCUGCCAUCCUUUUCAAACGUCUUACGACCUGCUCUGUUUUGUGGCAAGCAGGGAGAGAUGAAAACAAUGAGUAUCUGGGGAAAUUCCCAUGUGCCUUCAUAUGGAAUAUUCCAGCCAAGCAGAGAUUAUCCUGGAUAGGAGCCAGGCACAAGGGAAAGACCCAACAAGUCUAUUUUGUGUGUCCCCAUUCUGUUUGCACAAUAUAGCAAUAACCUAUGCAAAACCAGCACAUGGCUGAGGUAUGCAAAAGGAACAUGUCGCAUGCAGUUUUUUGAAAUCCGUUCAAGUAUGUAUUUUGAAAUGGGAUAAAAUCAUAUACUAAUUUGAUUUUUAAAUCCCAGACUUUAAAUAAGUCUUGUCAAUGUGUGUUGGCUUAAAAUUACCUUGAAAGAAAUGUUCUCCUUAGCUCUAAAUAUCUGAUGAGGAAUGGGUUUUAAACCAUCACUCUGUUACCCAAGACUGUCAGUGUUUUUUGGUGCUGCACUAAAAAACCACCCAGUUUGUUUGAAUUCUGCAUCAGUUACCUAGCAAAUGCUGUUCUGAAGCUGUCCACAUAAAUUGCUUCUUAAUUUUCCUGCAUGACUUGAAAAAAGAGCAAAAUACAGUAACUGCCAAAUGGAGCCAAAAUUGGGCAGGGGAAGCUGGCUUUCUUUCAAACUUUUAAGAGGCUAUUACAAACCAUGUAGGGUGAAACCUAAAAACUAUUAAAUUAUCCCUUUCUAUAGUGCAGAUGGAAUUAACCAGCACGAAAACAGUCAAUUUCCUAUACAAGUGUGAAAAGGCUUUCAUGCUAAUGGAAAAAUGCAGCAUCCAUGAUGCAGGUGCCUUUUCAGGAAGUUAAUUGCCAAGGGCUGAUUUUCUGUUUGCUUUGUUGGCAGCUGACUUGCAUGCACCAGUGCGUUAGCGUGAGGGGUUUUCUUAUCCUUAAAGAAAUCUCACUGGGGACUUGGGAUGGGAGGGAAAUGCUUCUUAUUUUUUCACUUGUGUCCUUUUUCAGGCUAUCUGAUUUAAGAAAUCUGUCAGAUUGGGGGAGAGCUUUGUAUAAGUGUUAUGAACAUAUUUUCAGUAUCUUUCUCCAUUCAUUCUUGUAAGCUGUGUGUUUUAAAACCCAGAUACUUGCCUCUGAACCACUUUAAGAACUGCCAGAUGAGAAAUCCAUGUUUACCCAUUGUUACUCUAAAGGAGGUAGUAAGUCUCCUUCCAAUGAAAUUAUGGGAUUUUCAGAUCUGUCCAGUUCACAUUUUUUAAAAAAAAGUUUGAUUGUCUUGAGAGCAAAUGCUUUCCUCAUGAAAAGCAGAGCUGGUUUGUAUUGUAACAAGUGCUUUUUCAAUAAACUAUGAAAUACUCUUGUAAGCGUCUGACUUAUCUCUGGUAUAUUCAGUAGCACAAAACUUAGCCUUUCUGAUAUUUUUAAAAAAAAUUUUUUUUGUCUUGUGACCCGUUCUAGCUGAGAUCAGUUUAAAAUUUCUUCCUCCUUCAGUUGUUCCUCAAACUGGCCCAUGUAAAAUUAAAUUACUCUUGAGACAGAUAUAGCAGGGGCCCCAUUUGCUUGUACCACCACAUGUUAUGAAACUUCAUUUACAGUGCAGGAAGGAUAUGGGCUGUAAUCUUGUUGCCUACAUUAGUUUAAAUUCUGAGGAAGCACAGCAGGGAAUUCACAAUUUCCUUUAUAGACUAAGGAAUGGGAAACUCCAUCUUUACCAUCUUGCUAUUCCCAAAGAAUGAGGAACAGAAAUUUAGAAGAGACAUGUCUGUACUAUGAUGUGUUCUUGGAGCAGCAGACCCCAGUCAGGCAUUUAAAAAAAAAAUAAAAAUCCUACCACACAUUUGAAAAUAAAAAGCUUUAAGGAUUUUUCUAAGUGGUCUUGUUUUCUCUAUACAGUUUUUUUUGUUCUGUUAUACCACAGUUUUUCAGUUGAAAGCUACCACUCAAAUAAAGUAUCCAACACUUAGCCUGAAUCUCUUUCCAUUGUGUGGGCUAAAAAAAAAAAAGUCAGUAUCAAAGCCCAGCAGUCCCAUCACACAGUCUGUGAAUCAAGAUGACUGUUCAUCCUUUUAUUCAGUAUUGAAAGCCAAGCUGCCUGAUAGCUUAAACACUAGAGUACUGCCAGUUGCCGGGAAACAGUCCUAUCUUACAAGAAUAUUUAUUUAACUGGUGAAACGUUCCCUUAUUCUGGGAAAAUAUACCUGACCUAGUCCACUUAAAAACAAACAAACCUGUUUCUUUUUGUAAGAUGAGGAUAAAGGGAAAAAAAUUACAUACUGUGAACAUGUUCAUAUCUUUAGAUAUCUGUCUAUAUAUGAUUUUUGGUUUGAGUCCACAUUUAAAAAAAAAAAAGAGGAUCACUACAAAAAAGGAGAGACAAAGGAUGAGUUACUGUGUCCUUAUCGUACCCAAAUAAUAUGUCUGUACUCAAGUACUAACGGAAACAAAGUGUUGUGAUGGAACAUUUCCGAUGCUGCAACCCUUCUUUCUGUCAACCUUUCAGCUUCUCUGAAAGAGCCAGAACAAAGAUUCUACUUUUCAGGGAUGCUGAAGGAGUUGGUGGGUAAUGCACCACUAAUGUAAGCACUGCUUGAAAUGCAUCUUCCUUAGAUUCUGCUUCUCCCACAGCACCUCUGUCUCUGUAAACAGGAAGUCAGGAGACCGCUAAAAUGUCAUCUUCAUAUUAAUAGUGUGUCUCCGAAAGCUCCAGACCAACUCCAGGAAAAUGAAUCCUACCCUUCAUGUUUGACUAUUUGACUUGUUUGUUGUUUGUUCUCCCAUCCCUCUCCCCACUGCUCGCUAUCUGAGUUUCAAAUGACAGUGGUUUAGUCAUUUAGGGGGGAAAAACUGAUCUCUAGAAGACAGCUGCCUUUUAUAUUGAAAUGCAUUUUAGAGUUCUAGGUAUUCUAUGUCGCUGUCAAACUUGGUGCAGCUUGAAGCCUUCGUCUCUUUCUACCACCACACCCACCAGGCAAACAAAAAGAAUCCCUUUCUUACAGAGCAGAAAUCAUUAAGAACUUCCGCAUGGGACACAAUGUUUAAAAAAAAUCUGUUUUACCUAUGGCUCUUAUUCCAAAGGGAUAAUUAAUAAACAGAUUUAUCAACUAUACAGAGGAAUCCCUUCAUCCUCCACUGAAAUGCAACCCCUUGUGGAGAGAAUGUAGCAACUACAGCUUAGGAUGAGUGAAUUUUCUUCAACUGGAAGUUCAAGGAAAAACAAGGAGUUGAAACGUGGCCCAGAUACAAAAAAGAAAUGCCCUUAGUCCUUUUUUUUUUUUAAAAGGCCGGGGGGACUUUAAUGACCUCAAGUGGUCAGGACUUCUGUUUCAAUGUCUUUAGAAUAAGACAGCAGUCACCUCCCUAAUGCCAUCACCUUGUGGGAACGGUGCCACCUGCUGGAAUUCUAAAGUUCAUUCCUUCUGCUUCUGCGUGCUCCUUCAUUCUUCCAUCAAAGUACUGAACUGGUGUGAUAAGAUAUACUGUGGGUGCACGAGGUGUUUAGCUUAACUAGGGGCUUGUCUACACAAGGACACUCAAAGAUCAUUCACAUGUUAAUGUGGAUUAAGUUUCCUGGGUGUCCGCAUGUAAAUAAGUCUGAAGAAUUUUGUUUAGGAAAGGCUUAAAACAGUGUAACACUGAGGUUUGGGCACUUCAUUGGAAUGGGGAACAAUGCAGUGCUGACACUUUCAUAACAAUUCGACUUUAGAAUGUGGCAUUGGAAGAAAUGCAUUAAGGGAAAGAAUGAAUUCUAGGGUUUUGGAUCAUGGAGUAGCAAAGAGGUUUGAAAUGCAACCUAAAUACCUGCAUAAAUUCUUCCAAAGAACCCAGCAACACCCUCUGCACUUUCUGAAGUAUUAGUGUGUAUUUGCCCCUUGAUCCCCACAUAAAAAUUCUAAGAAUUAAAUUCAUGUUGCAUUUGUAUGCUUGAAAGUAUCUUUAAAAAAAGACAAGUGAGUUCUGAGAUCUGGAGCCGAGAUGAGACAAGCUGGAUUCUUCAAAGAUCUUGAAAUAGGGGAUGAUUGAAGUGCAAAGCUCAUGGCUGUGGGAAAGGCACAUACCACCAACUAAAAAAUAAAGGAUCACCAUGCCUUGGUGGGCAAUAAGUGAUGAUCUUCAGCGUCAAGGAGAUCCACAAAUGAUCCAGUGUGGGCCCCAUUCAUGCAAUGCAAGUACCUAAGGUCUUGAAGUCCAUUUCAGUUCAUGUACAACUAGAGCCUCAUAAACCACUGCCUCUUCAUUCUCUCGUAUUGAUGUAUCCAGUGUUAUGGGGACUUAGUUCCCAGAACUUUUUUGGGGAGCAGGGGGUGGCCAAGAGUGCUGGAGGAGGGAGGAUGAAGGCAGAAAGAUUAAAAGCUUGUCAUGUGAGGAACCAACAAAUUCAUAAUCCGUGAAAUUGUUUCUUCUGAUGAAACACUCUUCUGGGUUCUGCUCCUCUUUUUCUCCCAGGCUCACAAUAAGACUGAAAUUCUGUGAGUGCUAGGGUGUGUGUGUAUAUUUAUACUGUAUAUAAUGUGUUAAAGUAAGGUGUGUAAUCCCUUAAGCAUCCUCGUUUUGGUACAGCGUGAGGCUGAAAGUAUGUUCCAGUGCUGAAAACAUAUUAAUAGGGUUGCUGCUUUUAGUUAGAUAUGGGACCUCUUUGCCUUUGCCACCCUUUCUGUUACGAGGUUAUAAAAUCAACUUACCUUUGACUGUGAAAAGGUUUUCCCUUCAUCUCCUGUAUGCUUGUCCACCAAGAAUGUCUUGUUGGUUCCAAAGCAGAACUAUCCAUUCAAACCAGGUUUAACGCUGCAGAUGUCUUGACCAAGCUCCUAUACAUCACCCAAUUUCUUACCACUUUCCUCCUCUUUUACAAAACCUACACCAGUUUAGAAAUGAAAGUAGUAAUUACUGCAUGUUUCUAAAGUAAACACUCUUCAAAGCUUCUCUUUUUAAAAAAAAAAAAAAAAAAAAAAAGGGGGGGG
This is a messenger RNA of Chelonia mydas (Green sea turtle), 11090 nucleotides long. RefSeq names its product kinesin family member 1B (gene KIF1B). Lineage: Eukaryota; Metazoa; Chordata; Testudines; Cheloniidae. The coding region runs from base 354 to 3896 and encodes 1180 amino acids. The record is from RefSeq and is a predicted model, not a curated record. Gene Ontology annotation, biological process: microtubule-based movement. The transcript has 22 exons. Gene Ontology annotation, molecular function: ATP binding; microtubule binding; microtubule motor activity.